This is a messenger RNA of Drosophila elegans, 2143 nucleotides long. Its product is annotated as alanine aminotransferase 1. Bases 231 to 1940 code for a protein of 569 amino acids. Gene Ontology annotation, biological process: biosynthetic process. Lineage: Eukaryota; Metazoa; Arthropoda; Insecta; Diptera; Drosophilidae. Gene Ontology annotation, molecular function: L-alanine:2-oxoglutarate transaminase activity; pyridoxal phosphate binding. The transcript has 7 exons. The record is from RefSeq and is a predicted model, not a curated record.
UUCGCCACACGCCGUUUCCGCGCGGUGCAACAAUAAGAAAAACAUCUAGUCGGUACAUCAACUGAAAACAACAACUGAAAAUAUUGCCAGCACUUCGGUUUCGAUUUCAGUUUCAAUUCAGUUGUUUAAUUGCGGCUAACGGCCAAGCAGCUUAAAUUUUCCGAUUCGUUUCUGAUUGGAAUUCGCUCGCAUACGCAUACACACACACACACACAGAUUUAUUAGAAAUAAUGAGCCGAAUGCUAAUUAAGCCCGCUGCGGCGACAGUUUCAGCCGCCUUGCAGCAACAACAGCAACGUCAGCAGCAACAAUAUGUGAUUCGCCGCUGGAAAUCGUUCCUGCAAAACAAUAGCAACAAUGGCAGUCGCCGUGCGGCGAAAGCGGCGACGUCGACGUCGGCAGCAGCGGCAGCGACGCAACAGCGACACGGCAAAAGCGGCAAUUUCAUUCAACCGUUAGAAGUCCGCCGUUCGUUCUCAACCAGCCAGAAAAUGCCGUCGUCGUCGAAAUCACUGAAGCUGGAUAACAUAAAUCCCAACUUUAUUGCCAUGGAAUAUGCGGUUCGCGGUCCUUUGGUUAUUCGCGCUGGAGAAAUCGAAAAGGAACUGGAAAAGGGUGCCAAGAAGCCCUUCGACCAGGUGAUCCGUGCCAACAUUGGAGAUUGCCAUGCCAUGGGCCAGCAGCCAUUGACCUUCCUGCGACAGCUGCUGGCGCUGACCUUUGAGUCUCGUCUGCUCGAUUCACCCGAUUACCCGGAGGACGUGAAGAAGCGCGCCUGUGCCAUUCUGGACGGCUGCCAGGGUCAGUCGGUGGGCUCCUAUACGGACUCCGCCGGACUGGAGGUGGUCCGUCGCCAGGUGGCCAAGUACAUCGAGAAGCGGGACGGCGGCAUCGCCAGCGAUUGGCAAAACAUCUACCUCACCGGCGGCGCUUCUCCCGGCAUCAAGAGCAUUCUCGCCAUGAUCAACUCCGAGGUGGAUGGCAAGGCUCCGGGAGUGAUGGUGCCCAUUCCGCAGUACCCCCUGUACUCGGCCACCAUCUCCGAGUACGGCAUGACCAAGGUGGACUACUACCUGGAAGAGGAGACCGGCUGGAGUCUGGGCAGGAAGGAGCUGCAGCGCUCCUUUGACGAGGCCAAGAAGACGUGCAAUCCACGUGCCCUGGUCGUGAUCAAUCCGGGCAAUCCCACCGGCCAGGUGCUGACCCGCGAGAACAUCGAGGAAAUCAUCAAGUUCGCCCACGACAACAAGGUGCUGCUGCUGGCCGACGAGGUGUACCAGGACAACGUGUACGACAAGAACUCCAAGUUCUGGUCGUUCAAGAAGGUGGCCUACGAGAUGGGCGAGCCGUACCGCAGCCUCGAGCUGUGCAGCUUCCUGUCCACGUCGAAGGGCUUCCUGGGCGAGUGCGGCAUUCGCGGCGGCUACAUGGAGGUGCUCAACCUGGACCCCCAGGUCAAGGCCAUGCUGACCAAGUCGAUAACGGCGGCGCUCUGCAGCACCACCGCCGGCCAGGUGGCGGUCAGUGCCCUGGUCAAUCCGCCCCAACCCGGCGAGCCCUCCUACGAGCUGUUCAAGCAGGAGCGCGACGGCAUCCUCGCCGCCCUGAAGGAGCGGGCCGAGCUCGUCCACAAGACGCUUAGCAGCUUCGAGGGCUACAAGGUGAAUCCCGUGCAGGGGGCCAUGUACGUCUUCCCCCAGAUCGAGAUCCCGCCCAAGGCCGUCGAGGCCGCCAAGGCCAAGGGCAUGGCCCCCGAUGUUUUCUACGCAUUUGAGCUGCUCGAGACGAGCGGCAUUUGCAUUGUUCCUGGCAGCGGAUUUGGCCAAAAGCCCGGCACCUGGCAUUUCCGCAGCACGAUUCUUCCGCAGACGGACAAGCUGAAGCUGAUGAUGGAGAAGUUCCGUGUGUUCCACGCCGAUUUCAUGAAGAAGUACAAGUAGACGUCUCCCUGCGCCACGCCCACCACCCGUCCCCCGAACCCCCUACCCCUGUGUUAAAAGUGUCGAUCCUCCGGCUUAGGAUUAAAAUAUAAAACUCCCUAUUUGUUUUUUUUUUAUCUUUGUUACUGUGUCAUAACUGAAUGCUUCUUUAAUCUGCUUUAUAUAUGAAAUAUAUAAAUAUAUAAACUGUGUACAACUUUUAA